AUGGCUAUAAAGUUAAACCGUAUUAAUAGGUGGCUGCCCAUUCGCGGCUAUUUAAAGAACAAAUGGAGCAUUUAUAUUCACUUUUCUAAUCGGCACGUUAACUAUUACACUGCUUGGUUGUAUACAACCAAAGAAGACAGAAACUACAUUCAGUCUCCUGAUUAUCCUGACUUGGCCAACUCUGGUCCACCGAGAACCAUGUCAGCGAGUCAAGCUCGAAAACAACCAAGUGUACCAGCAGCCACAAGCGACCACGAUGACGAAUCUUCCAGUGCCGCAAGCGAGGAAGAAAGGGAGGGUGAAGAAAAGGAGACAGAGGAAGGCAGGCGGGCUAGCAAAGCCGUUAAGCGAAAGCGUUCCCGACGUUUAAGUAGCUUUGAAGUUUCGAAAAUAAUCAUCGAUAAAGGAAUCCGUAACAGAACGGAACUACUCGCACUCGCUAACGUGCAAAAAGCCGAGGGCAAAACAGACCUGGCGGAGUUCGUGUUCAACAGAGGAAAUAGGGUGGUGGAAGAAGUGAUCGCAACUUCGUGGGAAAUGGAGAACGCGAGUGACGUGAUUGAGCGGAGCAAAUUAACAAGGCUGGAGCUCUUAGAGAAGUCGCUAGAAGAUCCUUCUGUCGAUCAAUGUAACGGGCAGUGGCUACAGUUGCCGAACCAGAUUCUUAGGUGGAACGACGUGUCGCGGGAGGCCUUCUCAGAAUUCUAUUCAAGGGCCCCGCCAACACUAGCCUCCCACGCAGGCGUUUUAGGGGAGCUGUUAAAAACGACCUUCUGGAAAAACAGGCUAAACACGGAGGGUUUUCCUUCUUUUCUUUCCUUCGAAAAGGUUAUGCAACGGAGUUUCUAAAUUUUGAAACAUUUUGCUAUUCAAGGGCCCCUUCGGUUGAGCAGGCGUUUGUGGGGAGGGAUGAAAACGCCAACACUGGAAAACACUGGAAAAACAUUUUUACUGAACCCUUUAAACAUUGUGUACAGGUCAUUCAGUAACCCAGCUACAUCCACUUUUGCGCGGGUAGACUAG
This is a messenger RNA of Porites lobata, 1023 nucleotides long. Lineage: Eukaryota; Metazoa; Cnidaria; Anthozoa; Scleractinia; Poritidae. The record is from the annotation of a GenBank genome assembly.